Molecule: messenger RNA, 2711 nt
Organism: Carassius auratus (goldfish)
Lineage: Eukaryota; Metazoa; Chordata; Actinopteri; Cypriniformes; Cyprinidae
Product: HLA class I histocompatibility antigen, Cw-3 alpha chain-like
Exons: 6
Coding region: 95-1072 (325 amino acids)
Biological process (GO): immune response
Cellular component (GO): external side of plasma membrane
Source: RefSeq, a predicted model, not a curated record
UUCACUGCUGGUCUGAUCGGGACGCGUCUGAAAUCAUUUCAGGACUGAAGUAGCUGAUUCGCUCUCGUUCAAAACGUUCUCUAAGUAGACAACAAUGUUUUGCCUCAUUUUAUUAUCUCUUUUUAUUUGCAUUUCUACUCAAAGCAAUGCUAAACCAGAGAAACACUCCCUGCACUACAAGUUCACAGUCCUGACCAAAGCAGGUCCAUUUCCAGCGUUCAGUGCUGUGUGUGAGUCUGAUCACAUCCAGAUCGCUCGCUACCGACCUGAAGAACAGAUCUGGAUGAGAGAGAAUCUGACUGAAGACGCCUGGGACCGAGCUCCUGGAGCGCCGGCUGAAACUAAAGAUGGGUAUCUAGAUCUGAUCAGGAUUCUGUCCAACCGCACCGAGUCUUCUGAGUUGCAUGUGCUCCAGAGAAUGAGUGGCUGUGAGCUGGAGAAACUCCCUGAUGGAGCAGUGAUCAGUCUGAAGGCCUUUGAUGAGUUUGCAUACGAUGGAAAGGAUUUUAUUAGCUGUAAGUAUAACUUUUUCCCGUGGAUGGAUAAAGUCAUAGAAACCGAAAUGAAUCAUCAAACUGGACGAAACCCAUUUCUCAAGGACUUCCUCAUAAACUGCACUAAGUGGAUCUCCGCGUUUAACAACACGUAUAAGAAUUCACCAGAUGUUGGUGUGUUUGCGAGGAAAGCUCCUGAUGAUCACAGUAAGCUGGUUCUGAUCUGUCUGGUCACUGGUUUCUACCCCAGAGAUAUUGAGAUGAACAUCAGAUUGGACAGAACUGCACUUGGGAACCAAAUAUUUUCUGAAAUCAGACCAAAUGAUGAUGGAUCCUUUCAGAUGAGAUCCAGUGUGAAGAUCGAUAAAAACCACAGAGGAUCUUAUGACUGUCAUGUCAUUCACAGCAGUCUGACAGAACCAGUUUCAGCAGUAUGGGAUGGGAAGUGUCUCAACUGUGAUCCAGAUGCUGAUCCACAGGCUGUUACAGCAGGAGUCGCAGCAGCAGCGCUGUUUCUAAUCGCUCUCAUUGUGAUCGCUUACUGCGUCUGCAAAAAGAAAUCAUCCAGGGGUCUGUGAAGUUACCAGUGGGAUAUAUAAGAUGAGAAGUUAUGAUUUUACAUUGAUAUUUAAUCAUUUAGCAGAUGCUUAUCCAAAGCGACUUACAAAUGAGGACAAUAGAAGCAGUUUGGACAAAGUGUUGUGUUCAGUGUGCAAUAUCAGAAACAAAUGUCUUGAGCGUGAGUGUGUGUUUAUGUACUGGAGGUGGAACAUGAUAUGCAUGUUAGAAAGAUCUUCACCGAUUUCCAACUCAUAUGAAUGCACUGAAAACAUCCUAUAAAAAAAAAAAAAUCCCAUGUACAAUUAAGCUUCUUUUUUAAACAGAGAACAAAGUCUUAUUAUUGUUUUUGCUUGUCAAAAAACUAAUUUUGAUUAAAUUUUUACCUCCAAUUAAAGAAGUCCAUAAUGGCCAAAUGGUUCCCUCGCUCUCUUCUCUUUAUAGGAGUUUGUCUUAUUUCUCACCCUUGUCUAAUCGAUGCGCAUCAAGGCAAACUAGGUAAGUUCAUUUAUUUACUUCUGAUCUGCAGCUGAGAAGCGGUGAUAUCUAUUUAAAAUACUCAUUACGCGGUUUCAUAAACCUGAAAUAUGUUUACACUUUUCGUGAUAACAUAACAGGUCUAAUGUAUUGCUCCACGGCUUUGUCAAACGGACUAAAAUCGAAGGGCUUUGUGCCCUACAGCCCUAACUAUUCUCAUCAUAACUGUGAUGUUCUACAAAACAGAAAGCUUUUAAACACUUUUUCUUAAACACUUCUUUCAUUAGAUAAUUUACUGUGAAAUCCGUUUUCUCUCAGGUAGCCUACAUCAACAGUUUCUUCAUGGUGAAAACUUCUACAUCACUCUUAGUCCAUAUUUCAACAAAAAUAUAUCUUGACUUGAUCUAGUGGUUAUUUAGUGAUAAACAGUGGGGUGGGGUGACCACCAGAGGUCAUCAUCCACCACACAGACUCUCACACGACACAGUCCACCCUGGACUACAUUUCCCACGCUCCAUUGCACCAAUCACAAGUUCACCUGAUAACAAUCACACUAUGCACCUGAGACCAAUCACACACACACACACACACACACACACACACACACAGCACAAUCAUCAGACACGCUUAUAAGCAUUGGACUUCCUCUCACACUGCCGAGUAUUGUUCUGCGUAUAUUCCUCUCUUAAAGGUAGCUGCAUACAAAAGCCGUUCCAUGUUAGUUCUAUUAGUCUUGUUUCAGUUUAUAGUUUAGUCUUUUUCUUGCUUUGCCCUGUUUCUCGUGUUUUGACCCUCUGCUCUGGAUUCUGGAUUACCCCUCUUACUUAGCCCUCUGGAUAUUGUUCACUCAUUGUAGACCCACACUUUCCCUGGGAUUACUCUUGUGUCAAAAGACACUGUAACAGUCUGUCACAGGCAAUUCUAAUUGCAUUUAUUAUCUUUUUUCUGUAUAUUUAUUAUCCUUUACCAUCUUCUGGCCCGCCAUCUAGUGGUGAAUUUUUUUUUUGGCCCGAUGCCAAACUUGCAGACCCCUGCUUUAAACCAAGUAAGUAGUAAGUAAAAUCUCAGACAUAUCAUAAGUUUGGGGUGGGUAUGAUCUUUUAUGUUUUUGAAUGUCUCUUAUGCUCACCAGAGCUUAAUGUAUGAAAUUAAUACAAUUUAAGAUGCCUGUUUUAUUUGUGA